AUGAGGCGAAGCGUGGAGCUGGACGAUAGCACCCUGGUGGAGAUCUUGAGCAAGGUGGGCGAUGCGCGGCAGCUCGCGGAGUGCUCGCUGGUGUGCAAGCGAUGGCGGGAGCUGAGCUCGGCGGUUUCUCGCCUCCACUUCGACUUUGAGGUAAGUAGCAUGGAGGAGGUGAGGGACGCCGAGGAUACCAUCUCCAGCGUCCUCCACCGCGCCAAGUACAAGGCUCCCGGCUGCCUCAAGGAGCUCAGCGUCGUGCUCCAGUGUGGCUAUGGCGACGACCAGAUGGAAGUUAGCGGUCACUGGCUUGCCUGGGCUGCUGGCUCCGUCACAAGGCUCGCCCUCCAACUGGAAGGGCUCGAGUGGGGACCGGCGGUCUGGAGCUUGAUCGCGUGCUCCACCGCGAUCCAGAUGAUCCACAUAAGUGGGACGAUGGGCAUUAGCACCAAGAGCUUGGUGUCGUGCUCUCUCCAGGCCCUAGAAGUUUGCAAGCUUGUCAGCCCCGUCCCUCACGCGCUGCUCCCGAUGCUGCUAGCAUCGUGCCCAAGGCUGGAGGUUUUGAGCGCUGUCAUUGUUGGCGGGCAAUCCCUUACAGUCUCGAGUGGAAACCUCAAAGCUCUGAGUGUGCUCGGGCAAUGCGAUGAGGACCUUGAGGCGUUUGAGCUUACAAUCGACGCCCCACAGCUGGAAGCUCUGCUGGUGGGAGUACACAGCCCAGGAACUCUAGUGAGCAUCCGGUUGCACUCCGAGGAUUUGAAGGUGGCCAGCUUUUACGGCUGUUGUGUUCUUGACAAGCGAUGCGAGAAGGUACGUUGCUUGACGCUAUUUGGAGCCUGGGAGAUGGAUACGAUUGCCGAGAUGUCUUGGUUCAUGCCUCUGGUCUCCAAGCUCUCCCUUUUUUAUUUUAAAAGCCACCACAAUAUCACCAUCGACAGGCUCUUAUCUUCGUUUGGUAGUGUGGACACUUUACAUUGCGACUGUCAUUCUCUUCAGUCUGCACUGCGCAACGCGUUGGUUCUCAAGGAUUUACUUGGAGUCAAAGGGAUUGGUAUUCACUACAAAGAUGUGGCCAACUUGAAGCUGGUGCUAGGGAGACUAAGUUACGAAUCCUUGCGGGUGCUGUCCGACUUGCGUUCGUUGUCUCCUUGUCGCAUUUCUUUCACGCAUGAGAAGUUGCAUCCAUGGUUAUCGAUCCAUCUCUAGCCGUCAGCAAGGAAAAAAUCUAGAAAAUUUGACGAAUUUUCUUG
This is a messenger RNA of Selaginella moellendorffii, 1244 nucleotides long. RefSeq lists its product as uncharacterized. The transcript is spliced from 2 exons. The coding region runs from base 1 to 1200 and encodes 399 amino acids. The record is from RefSeq and is a predicted model, not a curated record. NCBI's taxonomy places the organism in Eukaryota, Viridiplantae, Streptophyta, Lycopodiopsida, Selaginellales, Selaginellaceae. Gene Ontology annotation, molecular function: protein binding.